AAAUUAUUAAUAUUUGUUUCGAAAAAUUAUAUUACUUAUUUUUUACAAUUUAUAAAAUUGAAGAAAUUAAUACCUAAUAUAAUUAUUUAACAAAUUUAUUAAACAUCUGCAAAGGCACUAAAGGAAAAUAGUAGUUACUAUUGCAAAUUUUUGUUUUCCCUUUAAAUAAUGUUUUCAAGAAUCUUCCUUAGCACCAUUCCCUCGUCAAUAAAAAUAGUAAGCGCUGUGACUUUAAGAAAUUCGAAAGAAUGUUUCGGACUGCAGUCAAUUUGUUGUAUACCCAGUACAAAUUUAGUCACCAAGUAUCGAACAUAUUCUGAUCAUAUAAAUCCUGAAGAGAUGAUUGUAGACUAUGAACAUGUGAAAAAAGCAACAUCUGCUAAUAACAUACUCAUAGUUGAUGUUAGAGAACCUGAUGAGAUUAAAGAGCAUGGCAAGAUACCAAACAGUAUCAAUAUUCCAUUGGGCAAUGUGUCAACAGUUUUAAGUACUAUGUCUGAGAAUGAGUUCAAACAGAUAUACAAUAGAUCUAAACCCUGUGAGGACACUGAAAUAAUCUUCUAUUGUAUGAUUGGAAAGAGGUCUGGUAUGGCACAACAGAAUGCCUUAAACUUAGGAUACAAAAAUGUCAAAAAUUAUCUUGGCAGCUGGACAGAAUGGGCAACUAAAGGAAACUAGAUUUUUUGCAGUGAGAAAAUUUUAUAAGAAUGUAUGUUGUUGGUGGUGCUGAUAAAUAUAUCUAGUCUCAAUAAUUGUAGCUUUCCAAAAAAAUUGUGUUUUUUAAGCUAUUCAUAAACCUAUUUAAAUAGUGAUUGAUAUUGAUAAAUAAUAACAAAAAGAAUAAACCAUUAUAUUUUAUUGCAUUAUCAUGAUAAAAUUACAGCAAAUGUAUGUGUAAAUAUAAUUUAGUGUCUUAUUUUUGUUUACUAGACCAGUCAUUCCAACUUCCAAGAUAGGUCUUAGAACUGUAAUAAGAAAAUAUUAGUUUCAAUUUACAUUUCUAACUUUCUAAAUUCUAUUGUUUUUGUAAAUACUAUUACAUACUAGCUGUUUCCUGUAACUUUGUUUAUGUGAAUUAUUAUCCUAUGUGUAUGUAACCUAUCUUUUUUUAUUACUAGAGAGGUAAACAAGCAGACAAUCCACCUGAUGGAAAGUGACUAUUAACACUUACAGCACAAGGUGAGUUACUUAUACCAAAUUUCAAAUCUGUUCAGCUAUUUACAUUGAUGUUUCUAAAGUUAUUUUCCCUUAAAAAAAGACGCAUAUGUAGUCUCAAACAUGACUUUGCGAAGCUUUGCUCGCAUCUUAGAGUGAACACCUGAUGAUUCUGGUGCACCCUCUCCUUUUUUAAACCUAGUUACAACUGUUUAAGCAGAAUUCAGUAACAAACAUCUAACAAAAAAAUCUUUACAAAUUCUUAUUUUUAAUAUUAGAAAUAAGAUUUGGUACAUACUUUAUAUACUUUGAUUAUAAUACAUACUUGGAAUAUCCUAGUUUUAAAGCCUUAUCCAGAGCUUCACUAGAACGUCUUCCAGAUUGACAAUAAAAUAUGAGUUCAUCUGAUGAGGAUGGUUUGCCUCUCUGAUACUGCCUUUUAAAUUCUUCAUCAGACAUAGAAGUCAAUACAUCAUGAACAGUACUCACUAAAAACAAGAAAUACUUAUCAAAACAGAUGAGUGCAGUGACCAUCAUUCCUUGUAUUAAAAAAGUAUUGGCUAGUUUCAUGUGCAUAAUUAUAUAAUCUUAUAUUCAUUGUUGUGGUUGUAUGAUAGUAAUUUAGUUAUAUUUAUAGAGUCUUUUUAACAGGAAAAAUUGGUGACAUGAAACAUAGUUUAUCAGAAUAAACUAUUAUAGAAUACAUAUGUUUUGCUGGAUAUUAUUAAUCAUUAAUUAAAGUUAUUAUUAUUUUCUCUAUGAGAAAAUAUUUUAAUAUGAAACCUUGCAUAUAAGACUUUUCUUACAGCAACUUUAAAAGUUGGCAAUAGAGAAUUAUGUUACUUAUAUAAAAUUACAUGGUAUAUUGAUGCUAGAAGGAAUCUUGCCAGUGUUAGUGACUUCAUCUGGAUUUCUCACAUCAAUGAUUACUUUCUCUGGCUGGUGAAUCACCUUCAGCAUGUCCUCAUAGCUAACCACCCGUUUUGGAUCCACCAUUUUUUUAUAUUCCUUAUUAUUCGUAAGAUAUCUUGUGAAACUUAAUGUUAUAUGCUUCGUCUUCACUUUUAA
Messenger RNA from Galleria mellonella (greater wax moth), 2223 nucleotides. Its product is annotated as rhodanese domain-containing protein CG4456-like. The transcript is spliced from 4 exons. Gene Ontology annotation, cellular component: mitochondrion. Lineage: Eukaryota; Metazoa; Arthropoda; Insecta; Lepidoptera; Pyralidae. Gene Ontology annotation, molecular function: thiosulfate-cyanide sulfurtransferase activity. The record is from RefSeq and is a predicted model, not a curated record. Bases 169 to 678 code for a protein of 169 amino acids.